AUGGUCUGUACCUCUAAUGCUUCCCACACACCAGUAUUCCUUCUAGUGGAGCUGUGGAGAGGUGGUCUUCCCAAAAGCCUUCUUUUCCUACUGUUCUUCACCGUCUACAUGGGUGCUAUGGUGGGUAACUUAACACUAGUCCUGCUUAUCUCUCGAGACUCCCGACUCAGCACACCCAUGUACUAUCUGCUACGUGGCCUCUCUAUGGUUGACACAGGGCUGGCCACAGUUACCUUGCCCCAGCUGCUGGCCCACCUGGUUUCUGCCCAACCAGCUAUCCCUGCUGUUCGUUGCUUAAUCCAAUUUUUCUUCUUCUAUGUAUUUGGUGUUACAGACACACUGGUGGUGGCUGUCAUGGCCCUGGACCGCUAUGUGGCCAUCUGUGACCCAUUGCACUAUUCAGUUGUAAUGAAUCAACAAGUCUGUGCCCGCCUACUGGUUUCUUGUUGUGCUGUGUCUGUCAUUCACUCUCUUCUGCAUGCAGGGCUUCUAUUGCCCCUCCAGUGGGUUGUUGACAAUGAGGGUGCUGUCCACCUCCCCCACUUUUUCUGUGACCACCGGCCCCUACUGAGGACCUCCUGUUCUGACACUCAAACCAAUGAGCUAGCCAUCUUUCUGGAGGGUGGGUUGCUCAUGCUGGGACCCUGUGCUCUCAUCCUACUCUCCUAUGCCCACAUUGUAGCUACCAUCUUGCGACUACCCUCAGCUGCUGGCCAAAGGAGGGCUUUCUCCACCUGUGGUUCCCAUCUCACCAUGGUCAUUUUCCUCUAUGGCACCAUCAUUUGGGUCUACUUCCAGCCCCCUUCCCAGAACUCUCAGGAGCAGGAUAUGGCAGCUGCUGUGAUGUAUACAGCCAUUACCCCUCUUGCCAACCCAUUUGUCUAUAGCCUCCGCAAUAAAGAUGUUAAGGGUGCCCUUCACAGACUUCUUAUUCCCAGUCAAGUGACACCAUGA
Dromiciops gliroides (monito del monte) is the source of this 954-nucleotide messenger RNA. RefSeq names its product olfactory receptor 1B1-like. Gene Ontology annotation, biological process: G protein-coupled receptor signaling pathway. Lineage: Eukaryota; Metazoa; Chordata; Mammalia; Microbiotheria; Microbiotheriidae. The record is from RefSeq and is a predicted model, not a curated record. Gene Ontology annotation, molecular function: G protein-coupled receptor activity; olfactory receptor activity. Gene Ontology annotation, cellular component: membrane. The coding region runs from base 1 to 954 and encodes 317 amino acids. The transcript has a single exon.